Messenger RNA from Lingula anatina, 2632 nucleotides. RefSeq lists its product as uncharacterized. Gene Ontology annotation, molecular function: calcium ion binding. Lineage: Eukaryota; Metazoa; Brachiopoda; Lingulata; Lingulida; Lingulidae. The record is from RefSeq and is a predicted model, not a curated record.
UUUGAUAAUAAUUUUUUUCAUAAAGCGAGAUGCACUAUUUAUCAACCAAGAAGGAAAAUUGUUUCAGUGUGUUGUCAACAAGACUGGCGCAGUAUCAAGUGAAAAAUACUAUCAAAACAUUGCUUUUGAUAAACGCACUGGUGAAGGCGACUCAUUGAAUUAUACAGUUCCGGUAAUUCGAUUGAUUCACUCAUCUACAAGUAAGACCCAUGUGAGUCGCGCGGUAUCCUAUUUUAUUUGACUGCAGUGUUCGUUUCAUCAACAAGGAAGGAAAAUAAGUUUUAGAGCACAAUUAUUGAGGAAAGUAAGCAUGGUGGACAAAAAUGAUAUCACGGCAAUAACCGCUUCUAAAAAACAGCAAAACAGUCCGCAUGUGAAUGUAGCAUACAGGCCCGGAACGUCAUCAGAUGUGGAUCUUGCUGAAGGGGACACACCAAAUGUGUAUGAGAGCUUAAUGAUUUCUCAUCCAGCCGAAAAUACUACUGAUCCACACAGAAAGAGCAUAAAACCACUGAAGACAAAAGUAAAGAAGGGAUUACUCAUAACACUAAUAGGGAUACUCUGUGUUGCACUGGUAAUUACUUUGUCGAUUGUGUUUGCGCGUGAGGGAUAUUGUGACAAACUUACUCAGCAUUUAGACCAUUUGAUCUCAGCAGAAAAUGGUUUGAAAGCAAGAGAUCCAUGUCGCAGCCAGCCCUGUCAGAAUGGUGCAGAAUGCAAGAAUCAAUCUGAAACAUAUUUGUGCAGCUGUCCAUCCGGUUAUACUGGUAGAAAUUGUGAAACAGUAACCAACCAUUGCCUAAGCUUACCUUGCAAAAACGGCGCCUCGUGUGAGAGCUUGAUGGGUUCUGUUCGAUGUUCUUGCACUUCCGAUUUCCGUGGACCAAGGUGCGAAGACGAUAUAAAUGAAUGCUUGAACAACCCAUGUGCAAAGGGCGCCACCUGCAGAAACAAUUAUGGAGGUUUUCACUGCAGUUGCCCACCUGGUUUCACGGGAACUUUUUGCCAGCUAGAGAUCAGUGAAUGCUCCAGUCGUCCUUGUCAGAAUGGUGGGACAUGUGUUGACAUGGUGAAUUCUUAUCAAUGUUUGUGCUCUGCCGGGUACUAUGAGUCAAACUGCCAAACAAGAAAUCCAUGUCGCAGUCAGCCCUGUCAGAAUGGUGCAGAAUGCAAGAAUCAAUCUGAAACAUAUUUGUGCAGCUGUCCAUCCGGUUAUACUGGUAGAAAUUGUGAAACAGAAUCGUGCUCUACGUUGAGCUACGAGGUGUUGGACCAAGCGUGGAGGAGCUUGAAUUUUACGGUAGUCGAUGGUGAGGAACACUGCGACAAGGUCGGCUGGGUCACGCAGUGGUAUCGAUUUUCAGGGGCAGCCGGCAUCAAAAUGCCAAACUGGUGCGUGCCUACUCAUCACUGCGGAACCCACGCCCCAGUGUGGAUAAACGGCUCUAACCCUGUCCCGGAAGAUUUUGCUGUCGACCGUCAAGCAUGCGCAAACUGGGGGAGCGAUUGCUGCAAUUGGUCUUUGGAUGUUAAAGUGCGGAACUGCGUGGAUUAUUUCCUGUAUUAUCUACCACCAAUUACUAAGUGUCACCUUGCUUAUUGUGGCGAAGGGUGAGGGUUUUACCAUGUUAAACUGACUCACAUCAAAUAGAAACGAUUGUGUCCCCAUGCCUCUCAAAUCUUUAUUGAAAAAAAAAAAAUACCAAUGGUCCCCUCUUGAGAUUAGAAUGUUCACUAGCUGAUCAUAGUUCUAUUCCGUACCAAAUGGCACCGUUUGUCCUCAAAAUUAAGGGGCGGGGUUUGGUCGACUUCGCCUCCGCGGUCCCCCCUUCCAGUAAUUCUGGAUCUUCCCAUGGUUUGUAUGUAGAAUUAUUACUAUGCAAAAGUUUGUUGCAAUAUAGGGCAAGGUAAUGUUCAUUUUUCCUUUGUCAUCCUAUGGUCACGUCAAACUUUUGAUUCACUUGUAAGCACACUAUGUCAACAGUAUAAACUCAGGUUAGUAAUGAAGCUACCAGUAGAGGAAUUAUCUGUUGGGAAUUUUCAAUGUUUAUUUGUUGUGAUAAAAUGAGGAAAUUGUCGUCAGCCCUAACAUGCUUUUUUAUAGGCCGAUAUGUGUGUGUGUGUGUGUGUGCGCGCGCGCGCGUGAAGUCAUAUUUUCUUUCCUUUUCUUAAUUCCAUUCCGGAAACAUACCGACAUCAGUAACUAACAAAGAGGCACUCUUUAUGUGCAUGUUUCUAGUUUUAUUCAAAACAAAGAUUCUGUACAUUGUAAGCCUCUAGGUUUCAUGUAUAUUUAAAGUGACUUCAUCUGUGACAAAACGAAAACUGGAAUAAUUGACAUUCAGAGACAAUGGUCAAGGUAGAAAGAAUAUCAUACAAAUAUGACGUCUGUACUAAGCUGAUCAAAUCUUUUUGCUACAAUAGCAAGAGACGACAUACUAAGGUGUACUCUAAGGUCAUGGUAUGACAUAGGGUAUGCAAUUACUUAUGAACAAAUAUGAAUAAAAAUAUAAAUAGAAUAAUGAUAUCAAAUAAGCCCACGAUUCAACAAUACAUUAAUUAUCAUGAAUGUAAAUCUGGAUAUAUAAACAGUGAAAGUAAGAUACUGCAACUUAUUCUAGUCCAGGUCUAC